Molecule: messenger RNA, 7964 nt
Organism: Xyrichtys novacula (pearly razorfish)
Lineage: Eukaryota; Metazoa; Chordata; Actinopteri; Labriformes; Labridae
Source: the annotation of a GenBank genome assembly
AUGGACCUGCUGAGGAUACCCGGUCUGCUCAUGUACAUGAUCCGGCUGUGUUUGGCUCGCUCCGCCACAGAGAGGAGGAACGUGAAGAGGGUGAGUGUGUCCGAGGAGACCAGGUCUGAGGAGGCAAACCCACAGCUGAUCCAGUCUGUGUAUAAAAAAAGAGAUUCAUUCUACAACUGAAAUAUCAUCAGUGAAAUAUUUUAAGGUUAGAGUUUUGUCUGAGUAGGGCUGGGCGAUAAACCGAAAAUUUACAGAUCCUGAAAUUGACGACAAUAACCGACGUCAUUGUGCCCAUAUCGGUAUAUUCGGUGUCAAAAAAAUGAAUAAACCAAAGUUGUUUUUGGAAUUUGUGUAGGUAGGCUAUGGUCUCAUGUCCCUUUAAGACGCUGUCCUACGUCAGAGACGUGACUCCACCCCAUCCAGUCCGUAACAGAGAGGGAAAGACAGGUGAGGAGAUGGAGGACGGUUCAAAAGUUGGAGCGGCUGAAGUAGACAAAGUUAAUGUGGGAGGGGGUGAGCAGCUUGUGGAGUAGUUACCGUCCAUUUAUCGUUAUCAAGGUGAACUGAUCAAUAUAUUGGGAUAUUGAUUUGAGGCCAUAUCGCCCAGCCCUACAGUAUCUUUUACUGUAAAUAAAUUACCAAUUAGAAAACAGCCUUAAAAGGAAAAUAAGCAGCUUUUAAACAAGGUUUUUUUUAAACAGUUAUCCACGUUUGCUUUCCUUAAAAAUGUCACAAAUACAUCAUUUCAUGUUAGAUAUUAAAAUAUUUUAAAGUCAUGAUCUCUGAGGCUUUUAGAAUCAUCAUGAAUCCUCCUGAUUCUGGUGUGUUUUUGCAGCAUCGCCCGCCCCUACUUAAGCUCUAAAAACUUUGACUCUUAAACUGGAAAUGUAAACUUGUCCCGAUGAACGAGUCAAGUCAAUAAUUUCUGGUGUCGACCUUCUCCCUGUGACACAGACUUUUGUGAGUGAGUUUAUUUACACUCACAGCCGAGUCUCACUCAUGUCCUCCUUCACUUUUAUAUGUUUUGAUGUUUCACGAGUUCGUUCAGACUCUAGAAAUCCGAGCGUCAGGAUCUUCUUAAUGAACCUCAAAGAUCCUCGUCUGAAUCAGCUCCACAUGAUCCUGAUUUUCUUUGUUUCUGUCUCUCAGCAUCAAGCCUAUGAGUUCCAGUUCGGGGCGGCGUACGCCUGGAUGAUGUGUGUCUUCACCGUGGUCAUGACCUGCAGCAUCACCUGUCCUAUCAUCGUCCCCUUUGGUGAGCCCCGUUGUAUAUAAAGGUGGAGAGCUGAGUGAAUGAGUGCAGGUCUGAGCGCGCUCAGUGGGUCUGUUCCUGGUCCAAAGCUUAUCAGCCGCUCUAAUUGGAUGAGCUGCUCUGAUUGUUUUCUCUCCGCAGGUCUGAUGUACAUGCUGCUCAAACACCUGGCCGACAGGUACAACAUGUACUACGCUUAUCUCUACGUUUGUAUGUGUUCGUUCAAGUUGUUCUUUUAAGUUAAAAAAAAAUUAAAAAUUGUUCAUUUGUUGUUCUCUUCCUGUUUUUCUUCUUCUUCUGAUAAUUAUUAUAAUUUGUUAAUUUUGUUUGAUGUUCAUAAAUUGUGUUCUUUUUAUUAUAGUUGUGCAUUUUACACCUUUGUUGUUAAUCAUUGUUAUACUUUAAUUUUGUUCUUUGUUACUUACGAUCUGAUCAUUUUUAUAAUUUAUUAAUUUUGGAUGAUGUUCAUAAAUUGUGUUCUUUUUAUUAUAGUUGUGCAUUUUACACCUUUUUUUUAAAUCAUUGUUAUACUUUAAUUUUGUUUGUUGUUACUGAUGAUCUAACCAAUGAGUAAAGUUAAAUCUUUCAAACCAUAAAUCUUCUGAUUUACUUCAUUAUUUUGUCUGAAAGUUCUCUUUAGUCUUUGAUUUAUGAGUAUUUUAUAGACACAAAAACAAACAAAAAAUAGAUAAAAGUAUGCUGAAACACAUACCUGAAACCUGAAAUAUUGUCGGUGAUUUAUUUUUAGAUAAACUAAAAACAGGAACGAACACAAAAACAACUUUCAGCCUCGUUUUUAUUUCACCAUUGUGAGGAAGACGCUUUGCGUUGACAGGGACAACAAACAACGACUUCAAAACAAGAGCGUCAGAUAAACUGCAACUUCCGAGGGAAGGCGCCAUCUGCUGGUCACUUCAUGCUGGGAGGACUCUCUGACUGAUGACGCGUUUGCCUGUCGUCCAAUGGGCUGCUGCUUUCGACCUUCACUGAGCUUGGCUUCUCGUUAGAUUGACAACAGGAUUGUAUUUGAUUGAUUUUGAAUUAACGAGAAAAAUUUUGUGAUUCCCUUCUCUUGGCUGGUCUAGAGGUGGAGGCCUCUGGCUCAGGGGCAGCUGGGUUUGCCUCUUCCUGUGAAAGAAGAAUAACUGAAAUUGAGUCACAGGAUGAGAGAGCAUGUGAGCACACUUAUCAUUCCCAGCAGCAGACCCCAUCACCUGUGGAAUUUGCCAUUGAUAAAUAACUGCCACAAUCUCCCCACCACUGUGAGAACCACUUUAGUAAAGAACAAUGACUGAGUUGUACCGGCCAUGGUCUCUCUGAGCAGGCUGAGAGUCUCAUCAUCAAUGACCGCCGCCUACAUCAGUGAUGACAAAGGUUUUGUUGGGUGAAGGAAUCAUAAGCAGCCACAGGUGAAUUAUGUGAAUGGCUGGUUGAAUUUGCAGUUACCUCUGUAAGGGGCAAUGUUUGCUUGGGUGGAGGUAGCAGCGUGACAGUCAGUGUGUCACUGUCCACUGGGGAGAAACAUUAGAACAUUAGCAGUCAUUAGCAAGCUUCACACGCUGAAAGGAGACCUGCUUUACUCAGUUUGACCUUUCUUUGAGUCUGGGACACCUGGAGAGCAGCUCAGCGUGAUUUUCAGCUGAAGAACUCCCGAUUUAUGGCAAACCGACAUUUGUGAAAACUCAUUUUCAGCACAGUUCAGCUGAGGAAGUUCCCCCCUUUGUAGAAAAUGCCAAAUGCAUCUUCCAGCUUGUGGUUCUGGAUCUUCAUGGAGGUCUUUCUAGUUCAGCUCCGUGUUAAAGUAACAGCUGAGACUCAGAUCAUCAGAGGAGUCAUCAGUGACGAAGACGACACUGUGAGCCGCCCUGUUAGAGUCAAAGAUGAUCACCUCUGACACUUUGGACCAAAAACUGUUCUCAGAUCUGAGGAGACGUAUCUCAGCUGCUCAGAGGACCACUGUGGAGAACGUGCACUAACUAACCUUCACUUAGAUGAUUGACAGAGAAGGGCGCACCACUGUGACGAUGACGACAAAGAUCCUUAACGUUAAUCUCCGAUUUUCUUCUCUCUCCGCUCUGAAAGCCUCAUUCCUCUCGUACUAACGCGUACUGUUUGACACCUGUGGUUCAGGUGCUCCUCUGGUCAUGAAAAGGUGAUUUUAUAUUUUAUACCUCUUCAUUUUCACACCUCUGACAUGUCUUGAAAUCUCUGAAUGUGUUCCGCUCUGAGGAGAUUCUUCAUGAUCUCUGUUUCAGAGCUGAAUGUCGGUUUAACUCCUCGACUUUUUCUAAGUGGCUUCAUGUUUGACGGCUGUUUCUGCAGCUCAAAGGGCAGUUCACCUGUUAACCUGAGAUUUUACUCUGUAAACCCAGAGUUUCAGGUGAGACAUCAGCAUUUUCUCAUUUUGAUCAUGUUUUACAUUGUCAAGUAAGUAUUUAGUGGCAGUUUGAUCCUUUAAAAAUUGCUCCUUUCACGCUCAAAAAUGAAUUUUACUCUCUUAUGAUGUUCUGUUAAAUGAUUAGGAAUAUUAUACUAACACAGACUGUCACUCAGUAAACAGAAAGAGGGCAGAUGCCAGAAAAACGGCUGGUGGCCCAGCAGCCCCACUUUAACGGAGGCAGAGGAGCUACUUCAUUUCUCGAUAACUUUUUAUGCAAUAAACAACUGUAAUGUGCAUAACUGACCUCUAAAUACUGGAUUACAUUACUUUUGAUACCGUGGUGAGAUAUGCAGCAUAGUAUAGAUGUAGACGUCAUUUACACGUAUAAAUUUAUACUUCAUUUCAACGUCGGGAUUCGGUCUUUAUUUAGACAUGAUUUAGACGUAAAAAUUUAUACGUCAUUUCAACGUCUACAUAUAGACCGAAUCUAGACAAUCGAUUUUAAUCCACAAUACAAGAGUUGAUUAUUUAAAAUGAUCACUGAGCGUUGCAGAACUCAUCUCAAUCUAUGGGACUACUAUCAUACUCCGGAGAGUGACGAGUGUUUUCGCCAUAUCCGGUCAAAACGCAUAUACGGGAAAAAAAAAAAAAAAACAGCAAAUUUGGAUCUUAAAGCCUGGGUCCUGCUGAGUACUCGACAACAAAGUUGGUCGCUGAAAUUCAAUUUAAUUAUUACAUUUCAUGUGUUUUAUCCGUCUCGGUAACGCCGGCUGCCGCCGUGACAAUAAUCCAGCCACCUUAUUGGUGGAGCACGCUCACGUGACCCACCGUGCAACCACUUCGGCUAGAUUCUUACACCACCAAGAGCCAAGUAGUCCGUGAUAAAACUUAUCGGCAUAGCCGCAAUACUACGAGAUGAGCGACAAAAAAAUAUUUCGUAGCUCUGCAAGAGCCCAGCUUUACACCCGUAUGGAGAUUGGACCAUAAUCGGACAUGAAAACGGCUUCAAAUUGGGGACCGCACAACAUCCGAUUCAAGCAUUGCGCUUUGUCCACACUCGACCUCACGACCGUCGGACUACGCCGCAAGUUCCAGUCGUGCCACACUUCGAGAGUUAGACUUUCUGCUGAAAACAGGUGGGUGCUGAAGGAGAUAUUAUAGAAAAUGCUUAUUUUUGCAAGCUUUGGUCCUCACACCGUCGUGCAUCUUGAUGCGUGACGGUGAAAUGCAUUCACGGCAAAUGUUAAACUCGAGUUCGCAUGUAGCCUGGUUGCUACCACGGGGGCUAGCUUGUGGCUAAUAUAGCCAGCGUGGGCCCAACAGCAUCAAAUGGUCCAUGCUAACGUGUGUUGUCGUGAAAGUAAAUAAGGGCCUGCUCUCUCUGUUGGAGCCAAGGUUAAAAGCUGCUAGUUAGGCUUUCCAUUUAAAUUAGAAAAUCAAGUCUAUUUUGAUGCCAGUACUGUUGUUUUUGUUUAUCCAGUGUUAUUUUUUUAUAUAGCUAAAUUUGUGUUUUAACUGUAAUUGUCAUAGAUGGGUUUUUCACUAUGUGUGGUAGAAAUGGGACGAAUUUCUCAUUUUGAUCAUGUUCUACAUUGUCAAGUAAGUAUCAAGUGGCAGUUUGAUCCCUUAAAAAAUGCUCUUUUCACACUCAAAAAUGAAUCUUACUCUCUUAUGAUGUUCUGUUAAAUGAUUAGGAAUAUUAUACUAACACUUAUUUUUCUCCUGAUAUGUCCUGUGGCAUUAGAAAAAUGAAUAUAUGCACACGUAGACGACAAGACAAAGUUGAUUUUCAUCGUAGUGGGUCUGUAAAGGGUAGAUAAAUGGAAUGUUUAGAUUUUUUGGGUUGAAUUGUUGCUGUGUCGCUUCGUAGAGAUGAAGAGAUCAGGGAGAAGUGCGGCGAAGACGCCGUUCACUACCUGUCCUUUCAGCGGCACAUCAUCGGCCUGUUGGUGGUGGUCGGCGUUCUUUCUGUGGGCAUCAUCCUGCCAGUGAACUUCUCUGGAAACCUACUCGGUAAGUCAGCCGGUGAAAAAACAACCCCAGGAUGAUUCAGAAAAUACAGACGAUGAAUAUUUCACACAUCUGUGUGUAAAACUGUGCAGACUUUAACUUUGAUUUUUAAGAGACAAAAACAGCAAAAAUCAGCAACUUUAUGAAGAAGUAUGUUCAUAAAUAUUGUGUUGAUGUUACAACACUUUUAUAAAGAGUCAUGUCACUAACAAAUGAACGUCUUCUUUCUUUUUUUCUGGAUGGUUGAAGGCUAAAGACGGAGGUCUGGCUCAGUCGAACAGGACUCAUCAAAAUCCACUUCCUGUGCGGCAGAUUUAAAGAGCGUGAUUAUGUUUAUAAAAUAAGACAAAAAGUUAAAAGAAAUUCACGUCAGUCACUUUCGGUUUUUGUGCUUUUUAUGACUUUUGUAGUGAGAUUAAAUAAUCAGAUAUACAGACGGGCGCUCACAGAUUUGGAAAGCAUCGUCAUGAGCGGUUUAAACCUGUUUUUCUUUUAUAUCAGAUGUAAAAUAUAAGAAAUAAAGUAGUUAAAGGUUAAAGAUUGAAUCCAGUUCUGAAACUCUGAGCCUGUGGCGUUUACAGUUGAUGUUUUUUCGUUUCUAACUCAGUGUAGCGACCGCUUUCCUUCAACAAAAAAGGCCGCUGGGGUUUCGGUUCACUUGCAUCUGCAACUCGUCAAUUCAUCAGUCGGGUUUGAGUGUUAAAGGUGAUUUAUUGUUCAAAAGGGAGAGAAAACACACUGAUCCAGGUAAAAAAACUAUGAUGAAAUGAGGGUAAAAGGAUAAGUGAAAAAACAGUCAACUGAAAAUUAUCCGACCUGACCAAAACCUGUUGUUUCUGACUACACCGGUGUUUUUAAAUCACCCGCAAAACAACCCAAAACCAAACCCCUCAGUGUCGAUCUCCAGGAGUGACAUACCUCUUAGAAAUCAUCUCCUCAACACGCUCAGUUCAGGUCUUUUAUUUUUACAUUUUCCGUCCUCUCUAAGUUUCUCCUCUUUUCUUCUUUUUUACAGGCAGGCGUAUGAAAACUGUGUCGUCCUGGAAGCUCGUAUCUGUUUUAAUGUGGAUCUCUUCAUAAAACUGGACAAGAAGAUCCACUCUGGAGCCGUCAACCAGGUGGUGGCCGCUCCUAUCCUCUGCCUCUUCUGGCUCCUCUUCUUCCUCACUGUUCGCUUGGGUAAGACGAGGACGCCCCCUGCAGGCUGCCGACGUUAAAACACCUGUUACGAUUAGAAAGCAGGUCCAGAAACAUUAAAACAGUUUUCUCUCCUCUUCAGGGUUCUCAGCGGCAACAUCCAUGUUCACGGUUAUUGUUUUCAAAGUUAAAAAGAAAAAAAAUAAUUGUUCAUUUGUUCUUCUCUUAAUCUUUUUCUUCUUCUGAUAAUUAUUAUAAUUUAUUAAUUUUGGAUGUUUAUAAACGGUGUUCUUUUUGUUAAAGUUGUGCAUUUUAUACCUUUUGUUUUUAAUCAUUGUUAUACUUAAAUUUUGUUCUUUGUUACUUACGAUCUGAUAAUUUUUAUAAUUUAUUAAUUUUGGAUGAUGUUCAUAAAUUGUGUUCUUUUUAUUAUAGUUGUGCAUUUUACACCUUUUUUUUAAUCAUUGUUAUACUUAAAUUUUGUUCUUUGUUACUGAUGAUCUAACCAAUGAGUGAAGUUUAAAGAAAUUUCAAACCAUAAAUCUUCUGAUUUACUUCAUUAUUUUGCCUGAAAGUUCUCUUUAGUCUUUGAUUUACGAGUAUUUUAUAGACUCAAAAACAAACAAAAAAUAGAUAAAAGUAUGCUGAAACACAUACCUGAAACCUGAAAUAUUGUCUGUGAUUUAUUUUUAGAUAAACUACAAACAGGAACGAACACAAAAACAACUUUCCGCCUCGUUUUUAUUUCACCACUGUGAGGAAGACGCUUUGCGUUGCCAGGGACAACAAACAACAACUUCAAAACAAGAGCGUCAGAUAAACCGCAACUUCCGAGGGAAGGCGCCAUCUGCCGGUCACUUCAUCCUGGGAGGACUCUCUGACUGAUGACGCGUUUGCCUGUCGUCCAAUGGGCUGCUGCUUUCGACCUUCACUGAACUUGGCUUCUCGUUAGAUUGACAACAGGAUUGUAUUUGAUUGAUUUUGAAUUAACGAGAAAAAUUUUGGGAUUCCCUUCUCUUGGCUGGUCUAGAGGUGGAGGCCACUGGCUCAGGGGCAGCUGGGUUUGCCUCUUCCUGUGAAAGAAGAAUAACUGAAAUUGAGUCACAGGAUGAGAGAGCAUGUGAGCACACUUAUCAUUCCCAGCAGCAGACCCCAUCACCUGUGGAAUUUGCCAUUGAUAAAUAA